CAAAGCAAGUGCCAAGGGCUCGGAGGCUCGACUCCCCGCUGCAGACUCGGCCUGUGGAUAAAAGCGAGCAAAAUGCCCCAGUCGAGCUCAGAGACAUAGUCAUGUUGGGCUGGAACGAGGAAGUGCAGUGGAGAGGGGAGGGACUCAGGGCGCAGCUCCAUGGGGCCGCCGCGGCGCUGCGACCUUCUGCACAUGGAGCCGGGGAGAGUUGGAAGAACUUCAUACUGCAAACUCAAGGAAUAGCAGAGUACUUGCACCGCAUGGAGACAGAGGAGGCGCAGGAAAUGGCCCCCAUGCCAGGCAGGGACAGCCCCCCUGCCAAUGAAGCACCCGAGGAGGCCGAGGAGCCCAUGGCGGUCCCUGAGGACCUGUCAGCCAGCUCCACCCACCAGCAGAACAACAGAGGGGACAAAGCCUGUAACAUUAAAGUUGAGGCUCGCAGUGAUGAGGAGAAUGGGCUGGCCUGUGACAUGAAUGGCGUGGAGGAGGAGGAGUGCGCGGAAGACUUGCGCGUGGUCGAUGCCUCCGGGGCCAAGGUGAACGGCUCACAGCCGAGCCCCGAAGCCAAGGCCUUCUCCUCGGCCGGCGGUAUCCGGCUGCCCAACGGGAAGCUCAAGUGCGAUAUCUGCGGGAUAGUUUGCAUUGGCCCCAAUGUGUUGAUGGUGCACAAGCGGAGCCACACUGGAGAACGUCCUUUCCAGUGCAGCCAGUGCGGCGCCUCGUUCACCCAGAAGGGCAACCUGCUGCGUCACAUCAAGCUCCAUUCAGGGGAGAAACCCUUCAAGUGUCACCUGUGCAGCUACGCCUGCCGCAGGAGGGAUGCCCUCACCGGCCAUCUACGCACCCACUCGGUUGGAAAACCCCACAAGUGUGCUUACUGUGGGCGGAGCUAUAAGCAGCGCAGCUCUCUCGAGGAGCACAAGGAGCGGUGUCACAACUACCUGCAGUGCAUGGGGCUGCAGAACAGCAUCUACACAGUAGUAAAGGAAGAAAGCAACCAGAAUGAGCAGAGGGAAGACUUAAGCCAGACGGGAUCUGACAGAGCCUUGGUGCUAGACAGACUAGCUAAUAAUGUAGCUAAGCGUAAGAGCACUAUGCCACAGAAGUUUGUGGGGGACAAACGUCUGUCGGACCUCUCCUACGACGGAGCGGGAGGCGAGCUGAUUCAGCCCCACGUCAUCGACCAGGCCAUCAACAGCGCCAUCAGCUACCUGGGGGCCGAGUCGCUCCGGCCUCUAGUCCAGACCUCCCCGGCCUCCUCUUCUGAUGUGGGCCUCGGCUCCAUGUACCCGCUCCACAAGCCGGCGCAGGAGGGCCACGUGGGGACGGGCCUGUCGGCCAAAGACAGCGCGGCCGAGAACCUGCUGCUCCUCUCCAACUCCAAGUCGGCCUCCAGCGAGAAGGACGGCUCCCCCAGCCACAGCGGCCAGGACUCCACGGACACGGAGAGCAACAACGAGGAUCGUCCGGGCGGGGCGGCGUCGGGCCUCAUCUACCUGACCAACCACAUCACGUCGGGGGUGAGGAACGGCAUGCUCCCUCUGGUGAAGGAGGAGCAGCAGAGGCAGUACGAGGCCAUCAGGGCCAGCAUCGAGAUGGCCUCGGAGGGCUUCAAAGUGGUGACGGCGGACGGGGAGCAGGUGAGGGCGUACAGGUGCGAACACUGCCGUGUUCUCUUCCUGGACCACGUCAUGUACACCAUUCACAUGGGCUGCCAUGGCUUCAGAGACCCCUUCGAGUGCAACCUGUGCGGUCACCGGAGUCAAGACCGGUACGAGUUCUCCUCUCACAUAACGCGAGGGGAGCAUCGCUACUGAGCCCCGUCCACACACACACACUUUCACACAGACAAACAGGUGUACAAAUGGAACACACACUCACUCGUGCAGACCUGAAAUAAAUGCAUAGAAAUGUAAAAUACACUGUUGAUGUCUGAAAGUUGUGCUUUUUAUACAAAGUAUGCAUGUUUGUUGAACACAUAAAUGUACAACUAUAACAAAUAUUUUCCUUUCAAACACCGUGAUCCAAAGGAAGAGUAGUUCAUCUGUCUUUUUUAAAGAAACAAAAUAAUGUCGAGUGAAGACAACACAGCAGAGUUACUGUGCCACAUCCUACAUAAGUUUUUAAAUUAUGUAUUUACAGUUGCCACAUGUAUAAAAUGUAUAAAUGUGUCUUUUUUUUGUUUUUGAAAACCAGGCAGCAAUCUUUUCUUCACAUUUUAGAUAGAAAAGAUCCCCAUCCUUAUAUUUAAAAUGAUUUACUAAAAUGUUCUGCAGUUGUUUUCAGUUCAGGAAAAUUAAAAUUGGUAUUUAAUACAAUCAAUAAAAACAGUAAAAAAAAAAAAAAAUCAGUGUAGAUAACCCUACAAUUCCUCCCAAAAGUUUCAACUUGUUCUUGUAUUUGUACCAACCUACAUAUUAUUUAUAUCACAUUUACACGCCUGUCUGUUUUUGUAUUUAUUAUUAUUAUUACAGUAGUCGAUGUUUGUCUGUUGAGUAGUUAAUAAAAGCUGCAUCUCUUUCUGUCCAACUGUACUUAAUGUGUUUGAGGUGAAAACAUGACAGCUGCUGGAAUUUAUUUUUAUUUUAUCCGGAAAAAAAAUGUUACCCGGCCUUACCUGAUGGCUAAGAAUUGUUACUCUCAUAAAUUGAAAAAUGAGUCAUUUCGGGUUUGAAGGAGCUUUAUGCUUGCAAAAUAUCAAUAAAGGAUAUUUUAUAUAUGCACAAAGAGUGGGACAGUGUUUUGUUUUUCAAGUUGUUUAAUGAGUGGAGAUUUAUAAAAGCUUUAUAUAUUCUUAUGGAUGUUUUCUAAUAGGAUUUUUUUUUUAAUGGACCACAUUAACCACUUGUCAAAGAAUAUGGAAAUGUCCACGUUGAAGUAAAAAAAAGGAUUCCUGGAGUUAAUAAAAAGUUUCUGAGUUCUUCAGAAAUAUGGAGAUUUAAUUUCACUCUUCUGAAAUAAUUAAGUUUAGACGUCAUUCAAGAUGCCGCUCGCUCCUGCCUGUCAACGCACA
Molecule: messenger RNA, 3013 nt
Organism: Centropristis striata (black sea bass)
Lineage: Eukaryota; Metazoa; Chordata; Actinopteri; Perciformes; Serranidae
Gene: ikzf1
Product: IKAROS family zinc finger 1 (Ikaros)
Exons: 8
Coding region: 102-1817 (571 amino acids)
Biological process (GO): regulation of transcription by RNA polymerase II
Molecular function (GO): DNA-binding transcription factor activity; RNA polymerase II cis-regulatory region sequence-specific DNA binding
Source: RefSeq, a predicted model, not a curated record